Messenger RNA from Armigeres subalbatus, 1196 nucleotides. RefSeq names its product carboxypeptidase B1-like. Gene Ontology annotation, molecular function: metallocarboxypeptidase activity; zinc ion binding. The transcript has 3 exons. The record is from RefSeq and is a predicted model, not a curated record. NCBI's taxonomy places the organism in Eukaryota, Metazoa, Arthropoda, Insecta, Diptera, Culicidae. Gene Ontology annotation, biological process: proteolysis. Bases 240 to 1196 code for a protein of 318 amino acids.
GCGGUAGUGCUGAAAAAAAAUACGAUACAGGAACUAACUGCCACAAAAUGUAGGUUUUUAGUGCUGAUUCAUAGAUUCGAAACUUUGUAGGUAUAAGUAGGCAAUUUUUAUGCAAUCAUCUGUAAUCAGCAAUCAUUAGGUAAACAGCAUAAGUGAUGCAAAUCAAACAAGCUAAGCGGAAAACGCACUAGUGACAAAUCUGUAGUGAACAAAUGGCUUCCUAACACCACCCGCACAAAAUGAUCUAUGACCAAUCCUCUAUGUUCAAGCAAUACUUGGGUCAUGGGGAGGUGAAUCAAUAUUUGGCGGAUUUGGUGAAAAAUUAUGCAAAUAAGAUCGAAAUUUUCUCUCGUGCUAGUUCGUACGAGGGGCGCGAAAUUCAAACGGUUCGCAUCAGUACGGACGUCCAGCGGAAAAAGGUCAACCGAAACUGCAUUCUGUUAGAUGCUGGAAUUCACGCGCGCGAAUGGAUUACAAUAUCGGUGGCGAUGUACGUGAUCCACCAACUGGUCGAGCGAGAUGCAAUCAAUUCGCGGCUGCUGCGAAAUUUCGACUGGAUUGUUCUGCCUCUGCUGAAUCCCGAUGGAUACGAGUACAGCCGAGAACAUAACAAAAUGUGGCGGAAGACGAGACGACCCCUGGGAGUGAACCGAUGCGUCGGAGUGGACUGCAAUCGAAAUUUCAACGUUUCGUGGGGGAUUGGGAUAACGCGACUGUGCUCUCUGUUGUUCCGUGGCGAGCGUCCAUUCUCUGAGCAGGAAACGCGGAACGUGAGAGAUAUCUUCAAAAGGAUUAGACCUAAUUGCCAAUUUUACCUGUCGCUGCACUCGUACGCGAAGGCGAUCCUUUACCCACGUGCGUAUUCAAGGACUUUACCGCUCAAUUGGAAACACCAGCAUGAAGUAGCCCAGGCGGGAGCUAAUGCCAUCCUACGAGCAACCGGCCAAAAAUAUCGUUGUGGCAGUGCUUCGUCCUUUCUUUCCUUUGCCGUCGGAGGAUCCAGCAUCGAUUACGCACACGAUAUCGAAAAAAUCCCGUUUGCCUUGGUAAUGGAAAUCGCUAGCAAGGGUUUCCACCCACCGGAAACGAACAUCGGUCUCAUCUGCGACGAAACUUGGAUCGGAAUCCAAGCCAUGGUCAUGCAGGUUGCCAUCAGUCCGAAAGUUUCUUUCACGCGCAGUAGAACAACACUCUGA